GUACAAGCGUUGACAAUCAUUUUCUUCCUGUUGUGAGCAGCAGUGGUCGUGCUGCUUUUCUCCGAGAUUUGACAAGUACGUCGGCUAGGAAGUCGGUCAGUACAACUCCAAUAUGGCUACUCCCAUGUAUGCGAUUGCGUCAUGUCUCCUAUGCGUUCUCUAUUGCAUCUCAUCAGGUCAAGCUUCAACGGCUAGUUUACCGCAGUUGUUUUUGGUAGAAGGAAGGAACCAGUUUCAAGGAUGGCAAUAUAGGAGACUGUUUAUGCCGACCUAUGACAAAAAGACAUGGCAAGACGCCCUGAGGAUUUGCAUAAAGCGUGAUGCUGUGUUUAGUCAAAGUACCAAGCAGGUGGGUCUCUUGAGCCAGGAGUACCGGAGACGCGCACAAUCGACAUUCUUUUCGUACAUGUGGCGAUUCAGUCCCGACCUCUCCUACCCGUUUGCCACCAAUGGUGAAAACUCAAAAACAUCGGGCAAGCAUCAUGUCGCCUGCUUGGCAAAUAAAGCUGUAAAUUCGUGUAGCACUGAUUCAGACUGUCCGAUCAGCCUUGGCUACAGAUGCUUUCCGGCGGUUGUACCAGGUUCCAUCAAGAAGUGUGUGCGCACAUAUGACACUCCAGGAGAUGGCAAGUCUUUCUAUCGGUUGUUGACGACCAAUAAAACUCCCUACCAAGCAAAAGCAACCUGCAGAAGUUUGGGAAUGGGCUUACCCACCGUACAGGACCGAGCAAUUCUCAAGAGCUUCAAGUUGCAAGACCAACUGUUGAUAUUUAAUAGCGCUUGGCUGGGAAUGAACUCAAAUGGAGAAUUUAUAUUUAUCCAACGGCUUACCUUUUACAAAGAUGUGGUUGUGGAAGACUCUGAACCACUUUUAGGUGACAUCGUUCACUUUAUCUGUACAGGUUCGUACCGGAGAUGUCUUUCUAACAAUGAUUGUACUGGACAAAAAGCAUGCGUCUCGGUUGGGAAGUUCAAGAUCUGUGAAGAGGUGUGUUGGAAGGAUGAUGACUGCCCAACCGGCUACUACUGCUUUCCAGCCCUGAAGGCAGGAACAACGAACAAGUGUGUCCGUACGUACAAAACGCCAGCAAAUGGAAAUGGUCUCUAUCGCUUGCACAUAUCCACUGCCCUGUUCAACAGUCAAGCCAAGAAGACGUGCGAGGGCCUGGGCAUGUCGCUGCCAAAUCCUGAAAACGACGAUGCACUUCUUAACGAAAUAGAUCAGUUGGGUCAAAAUAAAUUCUGGCUUGGGUACGGCCCGGAUUCAGGUCGGUUUGAACUAAUCAACCGGCGUGGCCAAAUUUCUACCCACCAAACACACGAGUUGGUCUAUGAUCUUGUUCCAGAAUCUACAUCCACUGUCUUCUGUACAAGUUUCUACCGCAGAUGUCACUUUGACACUGAUUGUGCCACCUAUCAAACAUGUGUCGGUUUGGGAACUUUGAAAGUGUGCUUAACCGAACACACAACCUGCAGAACUUCGACGGGGAUUACUUCGCACUUGAUUGGACUAGACUUCGGCACUUUCACGUAUCCGGAAGCCGCUUCAAAGUGCCGGCAACUGAACUAUGAUUUGGUUCCGUUUGAAUUGUAUAACGCAAAUUAUCGUUGCAUUCACGCUAUGGCCUUUAGGAUGCUGGACAAACAAUCCACAAGGCUUAAAAUCGCGUUCUGGUACACUCCAUUUUCUACCCUUGAUUCUCACGUGAACAUUAUUCGCCUCCCGACUCCCAGGCCUGGGACGUUCUUCAAUGUCCCAAGACGAGAGGUUUCGAUUAUCUGCUCAAAGCCACAAUAACGUCAGAUGGGACGAUGGAGCUUGGUCGCGAGGUGUUCGUCACGUGAACUUAGCCACGCAGACAUUGAAAUGCACACCUGUUUCAAUGCAGUAUCUGGUAUAAUAAACUUUUUUUCUCAUUUCCGUUUGUUCUCUGCCACUUGUUUGUUCUUUUUAGCUCCAAGAAUGUAUGCAGCAUGCUUUUGUCUGGUUUUACCUCCCGCCAUAUGCCCUAGCCGUGGUCUUGGGGUUUCCCCUCCACUCUGGUGGUCUGGCUAAUAAUUACCAUCCACUUUAGGCAAAUACAACCGUUUUGCUGUCCAAUUUCGUUCUUUUUGAGUUUGUUAUGAUAACU
Molecule: messenger RNA, 2132 nt
Organism: Sycon ciliatum
Lineage: Eukaryota; Metazoa; Porifera; Calcarea; Leucosolenida; Sycettidae
Exons: 11
Coding region: 113-1798 (561 amino acids)
Source: RefSeq, a predicted model, not a curated record